Messenger RNA from Suillus plorans, 3680 nucleotides. Its product is annotated as DNA polymerase family A-domain-containing protein. The transcript has 3 exons. Gene Ontology annotation, molecular function: 3'-5' exonuclease activity; DNA-directed DNA polymerase activity; DNA binding. NCBI's taxonomy places the organism in Eukaryota, Fungi, Basidiomycota, Agaricomycetes, Boletales, Suillaceae. The coding region runs from base 1 to 3573 and encodes 1190 amino acids. The record is from RefSeq and is a predicted model, not a curated record. Gene Ontology annotation, biological process: mitochondrial DNA replication. Gene Ontology annotation, cellular component: gamma DNA polymerase complex; mitochondrion.
AUGCUCAAUCUUGUGCGAAAACCCAGUGGGUCGGCUCGACACUUGCAGACUUCUGCUCGAGCAGCUGCACUCGUUCAGAAGCAGAAGCCACAUCAUAACCAUGUACAACCGCGACCUGUCAUCGGCGGAGCUGACAUAAAACAAGGAAGAGAAAGAGAACGUGACGUAGUCCGAAAAACAGUGAAGCACGUCAAGCGCAAUGAACUCGGAGUUCAGCUCCUUUCUCGGGAACUGCAUUCACAAAUAUUUCGCGACAUCUCUUUUCCAGCACCAUCGAAAGCAUUCGUUCGUAUCGCACAGGAGCAUCUGGAAAUGCAUGGACUGGACCCCAAACAAGGUUCUGUUCUUCCUGAUAUCGGCUUCACCCUCCCACCCCUCCUAGGCUCAAAUAUCGACGAGCAUUUCCAUAGAAUCGGCAGUCAGUCCGCUCAACCAUGGCUAAACAUCGCGAAAGAUUUUGCAUCCAACGAACUUCCUCCAAAACCCGAUCACUGGGACAUACAAUCGGGAUGGACGAAAUAUCACUUCCUUGCCGAUGGUUCUAGCUACAGCGAACAUGUCAACUUCCCGCAACACGAAGGUAAUGCGGAAGAAGUGCUCACAUUUGACGUGGAAACCAUGCCCACGUAUCAUCCUUAUGCUAUCAUGGCAUGUGCUGCCUCAAAGAAUGCCUGGUACAGUUGGAUAUCGCCUUGGUUGCUGGGAGAAUCAGUUGAGCAACAACAUCUCAUCCCCUUGGGGGAUACGCUUUCCCCGCGCGUAGUCGUUGGUCAUAACGUCUGCUACGACCGAGCGCGCAUUUUAGAGGAGUAUAGCUUGCAUGGAACGCAAUCCCGCUUCCUCGAUACGAUGGCUCUGCAUGUUGCAGUAAAGGGAAUAUCUUCGCACCAAAGACCUGCUUGGAUGAAGCACCGCAAGUCCAAAGAGACUCAGAAAGUGCAUCGUGCCGAAGCGGUCGAGGCCGUCGUGGAACUCAUGCGUAAUACGGAGUUCAAAUACGACCAGGAGGAUGAUGAAACCAAACGAGAAGAGCUCCGCCGUCUCCGGACUGAUCUCGAGGAGAGCCUUCCGCAGCUCGAAGCUGCCGAUGCCGAUGCCGUAGAGGCUGAUCUCUCAAGUAAGCGCUGGGAAGACCUGACAUCUGCCAAUUCGCUGGCUGAUGUGGCCAAGCUGCACUGCAAUAUCGAUAUGGACAAAGAAAUUAGGAACGACUUUAUGAAGUUGACCCCAGAAGAAAUAAAGGACAAUAUUCACGACUAUCUCAACUACUGCGCGCAAGAUGUUUUCGUUACUCACGCCGUCUUUUCCAAGGUCCUUCCAGCUUUCCUUUAUCGCUGCCCGAGUCCCGUUUCAUUCGCCGGCGUUCUCGCGAUGGGUUCCAGUUUCUUGACGGUCAACGAGUCCUGGGAAUCAUAUCUUGCGGAUGCAGAUAGAGUCUACAAGGAGUUAGAUGGGAAAGUAAAAAAGCGCCUUGUCGAGCUUGCGGAGCAAGCCAAGGAUAGGGCGAGGAACGACUCUUGGAAGGAUGAUCCUUGGCUCUCUCAACUAGAUUGGUCACCCAAAGUGGCCGGGAAAUCUAGGGGUGUCGUGCCGGAUGAACAGCUUGACUCCACGGCAGCGUGCCCAUCUGUUCCCGCUUCUUCCUCCCGACGUAAGAAGUCCCCUCCUAAGGAACCCAAACCAAAGGUAUUUUGGCCGAAGUGGUACUGGGAUCUCGCAAAACCAAAAAAAGACAUGCCUCCCGGCACGCUGGAUAUCACAGUACGGAAUCGCAUUGCUCCCAUUCUCCUUUGUUUGUCCUGGCAAGGCUGGCCGCUCUUCUACUCCCGGGAACACGGCUGGACCUUCCGCGUCUCUGGGGACGCCGAUUUUCCUACCCGCUUUUCUCAGCUCGAUUUCUAUGAUCCUGCGGACGACGCCCUACAAGACAUGCGUCUGAAAGGAGGUUUUGUCUUCUACAAGUUACCACAUAAAGACGGGGAGAAGGCGAACGUGGGCAGUCCGCUUGGGAAAACGUUCAUGAAAUAUGCACAGGAUGGGACGCUUACAAGCCCCGGAGACGAAGCGAAGGAUGCACUGGACAUGAACGCGCAGUGCAGCUAUUGGAUCAGUGCACGCGAUCGCAUCUUAAAUCAGAUGGUAGUCUGGCAGCGGGGAGCGUUAGAUCUACAGUUUAAGUCACCUGAAUCUUCCGACGAACCCCAGAAAUGGGGUAUCAUCCUUCCCCAGGUAAUUACAAUGGGCACUGUGACGCGCCGCGCUAUCGAGAGGACGUGGCUCACGGCGAGCAACGCGAAGAAAAACCGCGUUGGUUCAGAGCUCAAAGCCAUGGUGCGCGCACCGAAGGGGUACGCCAUCGUUGGCGCAGAUGUGGAUUCAGAAGAGCUGUGGAUUUCGAGCUGUAUUGGCGACGCACAAUUUGGAUUACAUGGUGCUACGGCUCUUGGAUGGAUGACCCUCGAAGGCACCAAAGCCGCGGGGACAGAUCUUCAUUCAAAGACAGCGAGCAUCCUCGGCAUCUCUCGCGACCAAGCAAAAGUGUUCAACUAUUCCCGAAUCUACGGUGCUGGGAUGCGUCAUGCAGUCCUGCUCCUUCUACAGUCGAAUGCCGGUAUGCUGCCCGAUCAAGCUCAGCGCCUCGCAGAAAAUUUGUACGCAUCAACUAAAGGCAAAAACACUCAUCGCACGGAUUUAUUUGGGAGGAAAUUCUGGUUUGGUGGAACGGAGAGUUUCGUGUUCAACAAGCUAGAAGAGAUCGCGCUUUCUGAUCAACCACAAACUCCAGCUCUCGGAUGCGGAAUCACGGCUGCUCUGUCAAAGGAGCUUCUUCCGGCAAAAUUUGGGUCAGAUUACAUGACAUCACGCAUAAACUGGGUCGUGCAGUCCUCUGGUGUCGACUACUUGCAUCUUCUCAUUGUCGCAAUGGACCAUCUGGUCAGACAAUAUGGUAUCAAGGCGCGUUAUCUUAUCUCGGUGCACGACGAGUUACGUUACUUGGUUGCCGAAGAAGAUCGCUAUCGAGCUGCACUCGCGCUGCAGAUCGCCAACCUAUGGACACGGAGCCUUUUUGCCUUUAAAUUAGGAAUGGAUGACCUGCCUCAGGGGGUCGCGUUCUUCUCAGCCGUUGAUAUCGACAAGGUGCUGAGAAAAGAGGUCGAUAUGCCAUGUGUCACGCCUUCUCAUCCUGAUCCUAUUCCCUCUGGAGAAAGUUUGGGUAUUGCCGAUAUUUUAGAUAAGACAAACAGCGGUUCAUUGUGGAAAGAUGGACGUCCCAUGAUCGCGGACUUUCUACCUUCCCAAGCGUCCUACCAGCAUGACAAUUGCUACGAGCCUCCUAGCUGCCUUAUCCAUCGCGCUGAGAGCGCGGCUUGGCUGCGCGCCCAAGCUACCUCCGAGUUCCCUGAAAUUAAGCAUCUUGCGCAGACAUCAGGGCAGGUGACCGAUACCAGGAUCAGCGGCGCCCAGAAUGGCAAUGAAGGAAAAAAGCGCGGGCGUCCGGUGAAACAUGCUUCCAUGGAGCUGGAUGACUGGGAGGCGAUGCAAGAAGUGUUGAAAUCAGGGAACCUACGCUGAAGUCUAGCACCUGACGUACCGACGGAUCAUGCUCACACGGAUAUCUUAUCAUUGCUGUAUAUAGUAUUUUAAAUUAGACCUUGCAUAAUAUUAGAGUAGCCUUUUUC